UCACGAAUGAAUUUUCUAGUUAUAUUAAAUAGAGAAUAAUAUAUUGUAUCCAUAUUUACAACAAAAAUCUGCCACAUUAACUGUGAACACAUUAAGGUGUGCAUAAUUGUGGACACUAGGUAAAUGAAACUGAUAUAUAUAUACUACUCCUAUAGUCCUAUAUCAUGCACAGAAUAUUCAAACACAAAUUACACUUCCAUCACUUUCCAUAACUGAUCAAAUGUAUAGAUAAAUAGAAAAGAAAAAUGGCAACGAGACUGAAUCAAGAAGAAGAAGCGGAGAUUCACGGCGACGUGCUAGAAACCGUCCUCUCGCACGUGCCGUCAGUCGACCUGGUCUCCGCCUCACACGUUUCAAAAUGGUGGCGCGGCGCCGUCUCCUCCUCCCUCCGCCACCAAAAUCCGCCGAAGCCGUGGCUGAUCCUCCACACGCAGUCCACUCGCCCCCCGCACGCCACCGCCGUCCACGCCUACGAUCCGCGAUCCGACGUCUGGAUCCGCAUCCGGCGCCCUCCGAUCGAAUACGUCGCCGCACUCCACUCAUCCUCCGCCGCCAGUCUCCUCUACAUGCUCUCCCCUUCCGCCUUCGCCUUCUCCACCGAUCCGCUCCACUCCGAUUGGACCAUCGCCAGCCCUCCCCGCGUGUGGCGGAUGGACCCGAUCGUCGCCAGAGUCGGGGGCGCCGUCGUAGUCGCCAGCGGCGCGUGCUACUUCGAGGACGAUCCGCUGGCGGUCGAGAUCUACGACCUCCGAACGCGCGCCUGGCGCGCGUGCGAGUCGAUGCCGCCGACUUUGAAGGACUCCGCCGCCGCGGCGUGGCUGUCCGCCGCCGCGACGGAGGAGAAGCUCCUCCUCGUCGAGAAACAAACCGGUUUGACUCACUGGUUCGAUCCGAUUUCCAAUUCCUGGUCCGGUCCGAUCGUGUUGAAACCGAGCCAGCCGGUCCGGAGCUGCCACGUCAGCUUCUCCAACUCCAGCGGCUUGAUCAUGAUUGGAAUUUGUCCAAUUGAAAACAAAGAAACAGUCAAACUGUGGCGAAUUGGGGAAAACGAUUUCUCGUUUGAAGAGAUCGGAGAAAUGCCGGAGGAGUGUGUAGCCGGAUUGAAGAGUGAUUCGGUGGAUUUCUCCAUCGACGUUAGAGUAGCGAGCAACCUCGUGUACGUUUAUAAUUCACCGGCGGCGGAGGAGGUGGUGGCGUGCGAGAUUACGACCGGUGGCGGCGGGUGCCGGUGGUGGAAGGUGAGGAAUGUGGUGGCGCGUGACGGCAUGAUUUUGAAUACGUCGGUGUUUACGUGUGCGGAGGUUGGGAUCGGCGACUUGCAGCGAGCCAUAACGGCGAAGAGCUGGCAAUUCGAGGUGGUUUGAGUUGAGAUUAAUUCGGCCCACAUCGGGUGGAUAAUUAAGAAUUUGGAUUUUCAUUAAUAUAUCGCUUUCUCACCAAGUGUUUCAUUUUGGAGAUAAAAAUUUAUUUCUAAUAAGUGAUUUGUUUUUAAAAUCUAUCGAAAAAUUAUGCUAAGUUUCUGUUUUA
This is a messenger RNA of Salvia miltiorrhiza (redroot sage), 1527 nucleotides long. RefSeq names its product F-box/kelch-repeat protein At1g23390-like. Gene Ontology annotation, cellular component: nucleus; cytosol. Gene Ontology annotation, biological process: proteasome-mediated ubiquitin-dependent protein catabolic process. The record is from RefSeq and is a predicted model, not a curated record. NCBI's taxonomy places the organism in Eukaryota, Viridiplantae, Streptophyta, Magnoliopsida, Lamiales, Lamiaceae. The coding region runs from base 246 to 1364 and encodes 372 amino acids. Gene Ontology annotation, molecular function: protein binding. The transcript has a single exon.